AUGGCCAGUGUACAGAAUGCUGUAGAGGGUGGCUUGCAGCCGACUGUCAAUCCAGCGAACACCACGACAUCGUCGGACCCUACAAGCUUCAGAGUGAAACAAGUCCAAAUUAGCGAUCUUCUGGCGCUGAGAGGGAUUCCUCCUCCCCCACCCCAUCCUAUCACUACUAUUCAACCGAACCGUCUAGAAGAAAUCAAAGCCGUCUUCCUUGCCACAUAUGCUCCUGCCAUUGACAAGUUCUUCGAGACGCGUUGGUUCCAGGAUACGGCUUUGACUCACCUUUUGGCCAAUGCCCAGCUUAUGGCCGAGUAUUCGGCGUUAAUCGAGGCUUUUAACGAUCAGAACCUCAGUGAUCCGAAUGUCAUCGCACGGCUAGAAAGCUUUGAAGCGUCCGUGGUUUGGAGUUCUAUGACAUUGUGUCGUCAUGUUAUGAAUGUAUCGAAUGGAAGUCAUGGCCAGGAUUAUGAUUUACUAGCCGCUUCGAAACGACUGGAUGUUAUUGAGUCCAUGAUUACAGGCGAACAUCUGGACUCGAAUCCCUUAUCCCAGUUUCCUCCCAGGGACCCGCCCACAAAUCCCCCCGGUCUCUCAGAUCAGUUAGCGCAACGAUCGCUGGAUUUUUGGUGCGCAAUUGGCCACUUUCUUACUCUUCAUGAUAACGAGGCUAGUUCAGCCAAAGAGAUUGACGAUACUCUUGGCCGUUGCCGCACGCUGUUGGAUACGUUUGAAAACCGUGAUGUGAUCUAUUCAAUUGCUAUCGCGCGUCAUCUCGGACAGCGCUGGGCAGAUUUUCCGCGCAGCUUCCCGCAGCCCAUCACAACGAACGAGAAGGAUGCCGGGGCUAAACUCUACGUUGCCCAAAAGUUUCUCGAACAGGAAGCGGGUGGGAAAGGCACCACACAAGUCAUCAAACGUAUUUGCGGCAUGGUGGUGCGUUCCUGGUUCGUAUCACGGGAGUAA
Aspergillus oryzae RIB40 is the source of this 960-nucleotide messenger RNA. Its product is annotated as putative C6 finger domain protein. The transcript is spliced from 2 exons. Bases 1 to 960 code for a protein of 319 amino acids. Lineage: Eukaryota; Fungi; Ascomycota; Eurotiomycetes; Eurotiales; Aspergillaceae. The record is from RefSeq and is a predicted model, not a curated record.